AUGCUCGGCAGAACGCCCACCGGACAGAGCAGCAUGAACGACAGGCUGGCGGCGCCCCUCAGCGCCAACGCUGGCAUGUGGGCUGGCAGCGAGGCUGCCGUUGUUCACCUCCAGAUUCAAGAGCUCGCGAAGAAGCGCAUGGCGACUCUGGAGUACCUGCGUAAAGCACACGAAUCGCGUCUUUACUGGUUCAACACUGUCGUCUUCGAACGAAGCGACCUGCAACGAUUCCCGUACUUCGAUCCUCGAAAACUCGCGCGACGCGCCACGAACUAUCUCCUUCUCGGCUUGUCGCUACCCACAGUCGCAGACCUCAACUCGAACACACCACUCGACUUUCUCCGCAGUCUCAACGUCCUUCUUCAAGAGUUCGAGUCCUUUCAACAAUUGCACGGUGAGGCCGGUUCGUCGACAAGCUCGCUGUCACGCGCCCGGCUGCCGCAGAUGUUUCGCCGGGGUCCCGUUGGCAAGUCGAGACGCAGCAAUAGCGGCGCCAACGACAUUGGCGUGCCCAUGGAUGACGCCAUGAGCGGAGGAAUCGGUGGCACGCAAAACGCAAACGUCGUCAACUUUGCGCAUAGCGAAACAGACCUCUUGCCCGGCGAAGAGUACACGCUUCUUCUUACGCCAGCGCUGCCUUUUGAGCCCGAUUACUUUGAGACGUUCGCGACGCUGUGCGACGUGCUUAUUGACACAUACACAAAAUUACUCAGCCUGAUGCCCACCCCUGCGGUCGCGACAGCGCCAGUGGGCGAGCUAUUCGCCAAGGUCGAUGGUAGGGUGCGCAAGAUCAUCGUCCAGGGUGCAGUAAAGGAGUUCGAGGACCAGAGCAGGGCUCACGCCAAAACAGAGAUGGCGAACAUCAGUAAAGUGGUGCUGGGAGGAUUGAUGUAA
Molecule: messenger RNA, 894 nt
Organism: Verticillium alfalfae VaMs.102
Lineage: Eukaryota; Fungi; Ascomycota; Sordariomycetes; Glomerellales; Plectosphaerellaceae
Exons: 2
Coding region: 1-894 (297 amino acids)
Source: RefSeq, a predicted model, not a curated record